Messenger RNA from Esox lucius (northern pike), 1015 nucleotides. RefSeq lists its product as uncharacterized. The coding region runs from base 102 to 875 and encodes 257 amino acids. Lineage: Eukaryota; Metazoa; Chordata; Actinopteri; Esociformes; Esocidae. The record is from RefSeq and is a predicted model, not a curated record. The transcript has 4 exons.
CCAAUGCCAAUAUUGGGAAUACAUUUCAUCUGGUCUGCCAGUACAACACAAACAGAUUCUUGUACAGUAAGAAGUACUGGUGUCGUGGAGAGUCUAAGAACAUGUGUACUGUUCUAAUGGACUCAGAAGGCUUUUCCAGUACCGAAAUCAGACAUCGGUGUCAGAUGAUUGAUGCAGGACCAAGAGGGAUACACAUUAUCAUAACAAAUCUGAAGUUAGAGGACACUGGAGCGUACUGGGUUGGGAUUGAUAAAAUAUAUGCUGACAUCAUGACUUACAUUCAUCUAAUUGUCACAUUAGAAGCAGUCUCUAAACCACAGACACUGCCUCUGAGUUCCAUUCUUGGAACUUGCUGGGGCAAGCCUGUAUCAGUGCGCUGUGCAAGUGCCAAGGGCUCGACAGUUCACUACACUUGGUACCAACUCUCCAAUCCCCAGGACAUACAAUUUCAGAGCUCAGCAGACCUGCACCUCCACUGUGGUGUUUCUGAAGAAGACAGACAAUACUACUGCAAAGCCAGCAAUGACGUCAGCAGCCAACGCAGUGACCUGGUUUUUCUGAAGGUUCUGAAACCCUCAGAGGAAGAUUGCAUUUAUAGCAUCUCCUUAGUGGGUCAGAGAAGCUAUAACUGUAGUGACAGACUGAAGACAAGCACAGCCCCUCCUGUGCAGACCAGCACUUGCCAACAUUCAGACACAUCACUCACCAGUGAGACAUAUCACUCUGAAAUCAGGAACCGGUCUUCACCCAGCAACCAAACCCACCAGGACUGGGUAUGGACUGUGUUGCCUGUUUGGUAUGAGGUCCUGCGCUGGCUCUUCCUGGCUAUUUUAAUAACAGCUGUGUGCUUCAUGAACAAGUGGACACAAGUCUAAUCCAGCAGUUUCAUAUACAACCCUUUUUUAUAACACUUUUAUUAAUUUUUUUGCCUUUCAUGUUAUUGGCUCUCUUUGACAAAUGGUUGCCUCUACUUCUUUAAACUUGCAACCCCAGCAUUACGUUUAUGUGCACUGUA